AUGGUCUAUCAGGACGCGCUCGACAUCGUGGUCCUUGGUGCGUCGUUUGCAGGUCUCUCGGUUGCUCACAACCUCCUGAAGAAUGUCAUUCCUAGCCUUCAGACGUUCGAUGGAGCACCGAAAUACCGAGUCGUGCUGGUAACACCGUCUAGUCAUCUCUACUGGAAUAUGGCCGCUCCCCGGGCCCUGGUAUCGGCUGAGUUAGUCCCGCUCGACACGAUGUUCUCCCCAGUCAUCAAAGGGUUCAGUAAUUACUCGCCAGAGGAGUUCGCUUUUGUCCAAGGAACAGCUGGACUCAUCGACACGGCUCAAAGAAAAGUCAGCAUUACACUCACAACCAGACCGAACGUGGUGGACACGGAUCAGCGCGGAUCUACCGUGAGCACGCCCACUGAGAAGCCCACGGCGAGGACCAAAGGCAGCGUUUUCAAGACUCUGACCUACCACGCCUUGAUAUUCGCUACCGGGAGUUCCGCAGACUCGCCGCUCCUCUCUCUCCACGGCCCCCACGAAAAGACCCUAGCCGCACUGAAGGACUUCCACAAGCGCCUCCGCAACGCCAACAGCAUCGUCGUCGUCGGCGGCGGCGCCUCGGGCGUCGAAACAGCAGGCCAGCUCGCAGUCUACUUCAACAGCACGCCACCCAAGCCCAUCCUCGCGCGGCUGGGGCUGCGCAGACCGGCAGACCCGCUCGCAUGCGACCCGCCGCGGCGGCCCAAGACCAUCACGCUCGUCUCCGGGCACGGCCGACUGCUGCCGGACCUGGCGCCCAAGCUCGGCCGCAAGGCGGAGGCGAAGCUGCGGCGCAACCACGUGCACGUGCUGCACAACAUCCGGCUGAUAGCGGCGACGGAGACGACGGCGACGACGGACGGCGCGCGUCGACCGGCCGGGCAGACGGCGUGCCACCUGAACAACGACACGACCAUCACGACGGACGUGUUCGUGGCGUGCACGGGGGUGAAGCCGAACACGUCGUUCCUGCCGUCGGCGCUGGUCGACGCGGCGGGCUACGUCCGGACGCACCCGUCGACGCUGCGCGUCGUCGAGCGAGCGGCCGGCAGUAGUAGUACGGGGCCGCCCCGCGUCUACGCCAUCGGCGACUGCGCGGCGUACAGCAAGAACCGCACGGGCGACGUGUACGACGCGGUGCCGGUGCUGGCGCACAACCUGCGCAACGACCUGCUCGCCCACGAGCUGCGCCUGCAGUACCCGCCCGCCGGCGAGGGCACCGGCUUGCGGGACCGCCUCGAGGAGCUGGUCGACAGGCACUUCUCGCCCGAUCCGACGGAUACGCUGCUCAUGCCGUGCACGAAGAGGGGCGGCGUGGGCGUCUUGUUCGACUUUGGGAUCCCCAGCGCGCUCGUGCAUCUGCUGAAGGGGCGGGAUUACCGGAUCGGCAAGGCGAAGGGCGUGGUGGAGCGGGGGAUCAACCCGUACGGUAUGGGCGAGUAG
This is a messenger RNA of Diplodia corticola, 1455 nucleotides long. Its product is annotated as fad-dependent pyridine nucleotide-disulfide oxidoreductase. NCBI's taxonomy places the organism in Eukaryota, Fungi, Ascomycota, Dothideomycetes, Botryosphaeriales, Botryosphaeriaceae. Bases 1 to 1455 code for a protein of 484 amino acids. The record is from RefSeq and is a predicted model, not a curated record. Gene Ontology annotation, molecular function: flavin adenine dinucleotide binding; electron-transferring-flavoprotein dehydrogenase activity. The transcript has a single exon. Gene Ontology annotation, cellular component: cytoplasm.